Molecule: messenger RNA, 3698 nt
Organism: Chenopodium quinoa (quinoa)
Lineage: Eukaryota; Viridiplantae; Streptophyta; Magnoliopsida; Caryophyllales; Amaranthaceae
Product: 7-deoxyloganetic acid glucosyltransferase-like
Exons: 2
Coding region: 2061-3512 (483 amino acids)
Molecular function (GO): UDP-glycosyltransferase activity
Source: RefSeq, a predicted model, not a curated record
CGGUGGAAUUUCCGUCAGUGGGCCCCACUUUUUUUAUUUUUUUCCUUUUUUUUCUUCUAUUUUCUGGCUUUCUCACUCUCUCUCCCCGAUUUUUCACUUUUUUUUUUUUCUUUCUUUUGUGCUUGUUAGCAUUACAAAGCACACGGUCAUGGAGACAUAACCAGAGGAAGGUGCAGAUUCUUUGUGAAACUGGUGCUUUCCAAGCUAAUCCCCAUUUGGGGUUAGUAGGAACAUUGUCAUGGUCUUGCAUUAUUUGAUACACAUAUUUUGUUGAGAAGCCGCCCGAUUUUGGACCUCUCCAAUAAUGCACAUCACAAGCAUCAGGGUCUUCAGCUAGGCUAUGGGAGGCUAUACACUUCAAUUCAUAUUCUGGCAGAAGAUGAGCAAAGCAAUCCCAUUUCCAGCCCACCCCUUUAUCCCAUAACUCACCUACUGUAGCUCCCUCUAUGGCAGCAGGUAUAGCAGCAGUGCAAGCUUCACGCAAAGGAGUUGAAGUGGCCCAGCAAUGGUCCCAGAAGAGAGUAGCCACCUCACCUCGCCACCAUGACUGCAAUCACCGUUAGCCGCCGAAUUAACCACCAGUACCUCAAAAUUACACCAUAACAACCACCAAUUCACACCAUAACAGCCACCAAUUUGUGAACCAACACCUCCAAUUUGCACCACCAUCACCUCCAAUUCAAACCCCAGCACCUUCAAUUCGCACCACCAGCACCUCCAAUUCGCCGCUCCAUCACACCACCACCACUAAAAUUACCCCUACAACACGCACCAGCAAAACCUACCUGAAACAUCCCUACAAUGGCCACAAAACCUACCUGAAACAACCCAAAAACCAACCGUUUUAUGGGUUGUUUAAAAACCCUAAGCGAGUUUUGUUUUUCGGGUUGUUUUAAAUUAGGUGAGUUUUAGGGUUUUGGGGGGCAGCGAAAAAGGGGAUGGUGGUUGUUUCAGGAAGGGAGGAGGCCGACGAACAAGGGAGUUGUUUUUGGCGAAUAAUGGUGGUUGUUUUGGUGGGCAGCUGCUACUUUGCACUUUGUGCAGUGGUUUUGCAGCUGUUGGAGCUGAGAUCGAAGGAGGGAAAGGGAGGACGAUAUCGGACGGUGCUGCAAGACCACCCUUUGAAAAGGAGCUUAAUAGAAUACGACCCUUAGUUGUUGUUGCGGGUUGUUGGCAGGCGCGACGGGGGAAGAGGAGGGGAAAGGUGGAGCAAUGGUGGUGGUGGUGGUGGUUGGGAAAAGAAAGAAAGAAGGUAGGAAGAAGAAGAGUGAAAAAUCGGGGAGAGAGAGUGAGAAAGCCAGAAAAUAGAAGAAAAAAAAGGAAAAAAAUAAAAAAAGUGGGGCCCACUAACGGAAAUUCCACCGGAAAAACAAAAUGGGUGGUAAUCUGAGCGUUUUUUUAAUUUAAUGGGUGGUAAUUUAAAAUAAAGUUUUUACUGGGUGGUAAUUUCAAAACUGGACCUCUUUUUGGGUGGUAAUUUACAAAUAAGCCUAAAUUAAAUAACUCAUAAAUGACACGAGGCAUCAACGGAAGAUUUAAAUGUCAUGUUAAGAUGGUAGGAAAUGCAGUUGCUAGAUGGAAAAUGCAUUUAUGCAUGAAACCACAUUACCCAAAGUUGUAAAAGUAGCAGUUUGUUCCAAACUAAUAAGAGAUAGCAGCUACGGAGCUACCACAGUUGGUUGUAGUCUUGUAGAGAAGGCGAGAAGCAAAGGAUGUUCGAAACUAAUACACGCUUCUAACAAAGGGGAUGACAACACGUCGAUGCCACUGCCGCUGCCUAGCACAUCAUGUUGAUGCUGCCGCUGCCACUGCCAACAUUAGCUGCCAGGCAGCAGCGGCAGCGGCAGCAUCAACAUUAUACAUAUUAUUGUUGUUUUUUUGCAUAUACACACGUGGCUCACACGAGAAUCACUCUUUUUAGAUUAAAUUAGAGAUAACUUUAAGUUAAGAGUAAUGUGGCCACGUUUUCCUCGAGGGCAGUACAUCAUUUCAUCAACCAGAAAACAUAGCCAUUUCAUAUUAUCAUCAGAAUAACAGAAUCAGAAAUUUGAUAACAAAAUAUGGACCAACAUUCACUUGCACCACAUGUACUAAUCUUUCCAUUUCCUGCACAAGGUCAUGUAACCCCUAUGCUAAAUUUAGCUGAACUAUUAUGUCUAGCAAAUGUAAAGAUAACCUUCCUAAAUACAAUCCAUAACCAGCAAUGCCUUACCAAGCACACUGACAUCGAAGCUCGUUUAGCUCGCUAUCCCGGGUUCAGGUUCAAGACAAUAUCCGAUGGCCAUCCUGAUGACCAUCCACGAUUGGGUGGUGAUUGGUUGCGAGAAAUGCUACAAACAUUGCCAUCAAGUGCUAAACCCCAACUGAGGGAAAUAUUGGUUAAUGCAACAGGAAUAGAUAAGGUUACUUGUUUUUUAUUGGAUGGGUGGAUGAGCUUUGCUAGAGAUUUAGCAAAGGAAGCAAAGGUACCAGUUAUUGCAGUUAGGUUUGGAAGUGCAUGCUUCACUUGGUCUAUUAAAUGUACUUCAGAGCUCAUUGAAGCAGGGGAAAUACCCUUCAAAGAUGAUAAAAUGGAUCAGCUAGUAAAGAAUGCACCUGGGAUUGACAGCUUCUUUCGCUAUCGUGACCUUCCUGGCUACUCCCGAAACCUAGACACAUCUUCUUGUCAAUAUAUCCAAGACAUGUCCACUAGUGAGGUACAAGCAAUUGAGGAAGCACAGUCCGUCGUAAUUAACACAUUUGAGGAAUUGGAAGGCCCUUUUCUUUCUCUCAUCCGUUCGCAUUGCUCAAGGGUCUACACCAUAGGACCACUUCAUGCUCACCUAAAUUACAGACUCAGUCCAAAAGAAACAACAUUGUCCAAGAACUCCUCUAGUAACCUGUGGGAAAUUGAUCGAAGUUGCAUAUCGUGGUUAGACCAAAAGCCGGACAAAUCUGUUGUCUAUGUAAGUUUUGGUAGCUCAACUAUGCUCACAAAAGAUCAGCUGAUAGAACUUCGGGCUGGACUAGUCCAGAGUAAGAAGUACUUUCUUUGGGUUGUAAGUCCCAAUCUCAUAACAAAAUGCGACAUAAAUAGUCCAAUUCAAGAUGACCUCUUGGAGGGGAUCAAGGAAAGAGGAUACAUGGUAGGUUGGGCACCACAGGAAGAAGUUUUGGCUCAUCGAGCCAUUGGUGGAUUCAUGACACAUAGUGGAUGGAACUCGACACUAGAGAGCAUUGUAGCUGGUGUACCAAUGCUUUGUUGGCCUUACUUUGGUGAUCAACAAGUGAACAGCAGAUUUGUAAGUGAAGUCUCGAGGAUUGGCCUAGAUAUGAAGGAUUCAUGUAAUCGAACUAUAGUAAAGAACAUGAUCAAUGAUCUUAUGGAAAGGAAGAAGGACGAGCUACAAGGGUCAAUGAGUAAAACGUCGAACUUAGCAAAGAAGAGCAUCAGUGAAGGCGGAUCAUCUUAUUCAAAUCUUAACCAUCUAAUCGAGGAAAUAAAAGGGAUGAUCAAGAAAGAGGAACACUAAUUAUAUUUCGUUCUUCUAAUGAAGGUAGAGAGGUUACUAGCUGUAAAUCGUUAUAUUUUGGUUUACUAAUUCGUUCAUUUGAUGAAAUUGUUUGGUUUAAGUCCAUUCAACUCUAACUUAACACUCAGUUUUUGAGGAAUCCGUUUAACCAAAUAAAAUCAUAAAGCAUAAUGUAACUUGAUGAAA